UUUUACCGUACAUAACCGCCUGGGAACUCGCCCGGUGUUCUUUCUGUGGGCUCCAAGAUCCUAUAUUGACGUCAUGCCAUGUCACGGUGGUCAACAUCGAUAUCGGCAGUGUCUUUUGAUCAUAGAUACGUCACUUCGUGUGCCCAUGAUGACACCACAACCGGAACUGAUUCAUAAGAACCGUCAUGUCCAUCCAGCCAACUCCCUUUCACCAGCAUAGCUAAGCAACCUCUCGAGAUUUCUUACCAUCCCCUCCCCCCAACCCCAAAAUGACUACUCUUCAUUACCUGCCUCCCGUGAAGCCAUCGGCUAUUGCACUCGGUACCUUUUUUACCCACACCGCGUCGUUAGGUAUACUGGCACCGGUGUUUGGCGAUACCUACCACCGGGCGCAAGCUGCCAAUUCCAAAGAGGAGUUCCUUAAAUCGAAGGAGGCCGCUGGAGCCGCGGCUGCCUGGGGUAGUUCCCUAACUGGGAGUGCCCUCCAGACCUACGGGGUCGCAGCUUUGAUCAAUGCAACCGGGACCCUGAGUUACAAGGGUGCGGCGUAUUUGGGUGGGUUGAUCUUCAUGGCAAGCGCCGCCCCAGGUGUAUGUUCCUUCCGCGUGAUAUCCACAUGAUCGAUCCAAGUCUCCGGGCAAUAUGCGCUAACAUGCCCGCCCCUGGGAAACAGUUUAUCAGCCAGGUUUUCGCAGAGAAGAGACCUUUAGAUACGGUCGCCGUGGGAGCAGUGAGUAGAGUGUUUGAAACAGUCGGUCUGAGUUUAUUCCUGACAUGGUGGGGUACGCGCACAAACCCAUUUGAUUAAGUGAAUGCCCUGAUGCGGCGGACCCGUAUCCCUCGGAUUUCCAUGUAUAGUUUUGGUCUUAUAAUAUGUAAACAAUGUACACCGCGUUGCACUGCUCGACC
This is a messenger RNA of Aspergillus steynii IBT 23096, 909 nucleotides long. RefSeq names its product DUF1761 domain-containing protein. Lineage: Eukaryota; Fungi; Ascomycota; Eurotiomycetes; Eurotiales; Aspergillaceae. The record is from RefSeq and is a predicted model, not a curated record. Bases 270 to 620 code for a protein of 116 amino acids. The transcript is spliced from 2 exons.